AGUUGUGCCGUGGGGCGGAGGGAAGUCUGAAAUCACCUGAGGCCUACGUUUCACAUCGGAGCCUUGUCAAGCUGGAGAGGGGGCGCAGAGAGGAUUUACAAGGAUGUUCAUAAGCCUCCAGGUGAGUGGAUUGGGUUGAGGUUCCAAUGCUUCCUUUGGCCAGAGCCUCCACCAUUUUACUGCUAUGUGGCCUUGUCCACAACGCCCCACCCCCACUGGGCAUGUCCCAGACCACCCUCAACCACAGCUACACGCCAUCACCAUGGCGACUGGAGAUACAGGCUUCGUUAGGCCCUGGUCAGGGCAGCUCUGAGCCCAGUGACGGCUCCAACACCACAGUCUCCCCCACCGUGACCGGGAGCGAGGGAGGGGAGAGACACAGCGGUCCGGCGGGGGAAACGGCAACGGCGGGCGCGGAGGUGACUGACACCUCGCGGACGGAGGCACUGACCACCGAGCCCUGGGCCGGCACGGACCCGACCUCGACCGUGGUCACCACCGCCCUCUCUGGCCUCACAUCCACACGGGCAGUGGAGACGCACGGCCACGCCUCAUCCCAGAUGGACACGUCCGGAGCAGGAAACAACAGCUCGGCAAUCCUGGUCAGCAAAGCAGAGCGGCAACACUUGAAGGCGGACAAGGGGGCAUCACAAAGCGGCACCCUGGGGGUGUUCAUCGGUCUGGCCGUGGUCCUGACCCUGGUGCUGGGCCUGGUCUACCUCAUCUACAGCAAGACCCACAAAGAUGACCCUUUCUCCCACCAGCGCCUCUACACUACUGACCCAGUGCUCAGCCUGGAUGUGUCGGUGGAACCAGCCGAUCGAUUCUACGGUGGUCUGGGCCCUGCGCUGGUCACUGAUGGGCAGGGAGCCCCCCACAGACCGACACACGGGGCCCUGGCUGUCCCUGACCCCCCCUCUAAAGCCGAGAUCCAGCUGAAGCCAAUAUCGGAGAGCUCCGUGAAACUCUACCUCUGAAGGCCCCUCCCCCAACUCUGUCAGUUACAUGCACCUUGCAAAUAAAUAUUAUACUUACCCUCU
Amblyraja radiata (thorny skate) is the source of this 1040-nucleotide messenger RNA. RefSeq lists its product as uncharacterized. The record is from RefSeq and is a predicted model, not a curated record. Lineage: Eukaryota; Metazoa; Chordata; Chondrichthyes; Rajiformes; Rajidae. The coding region runs from base 147 to 977 and encodes 276 amino acids. The transcript has 4 exons.